This is a messenger RNA of Closterium sp. Naga37s-1, 510 nucleotides long. The record is from the annotation of a GenBank genome assembly. Lineage: Eukaryota; Viridiplantae; Streptophyta; Zygnematophyceae; Desmidiales; Closteriaceae.
AUGCACUCACAGGUUGUUCAGGUUUGUGAGCUUGACGAGGGACUCAGGAAUGGUGCCGGUCAAGUUGUUGAAGCCAAGUUGUCUGUCUCACAUGCAAUGGAUGGUGGUAGGAAAAGGACGGAAGGCGUGCAUAUGGAAUCAUCUAUGCAGGAGCAAUCUACUUUUGAGGCGCCUCAAAAGGAGCCAGCCACCUAUGCAGAAGCCAUCUAUGCAGGAGCCAUCUAUGCAGGAGCCAUCUAUGCAGGAGCCAUCUAUGCAGGAGCCAUCUAUGCAGGAGCCAUUUAUGCAGGAGCCAUCUAUGCAGGAGCCAUUUAUCCAGGAGCCAUCUAUGCAGGAGCCAUUUAUGCAGGAGCCAUCUAUGCAGGAGCCAUUUAUGCAGGAGCCAUCUAUGCAGGAGCCAUUUCUGCAGGAGCCAUCUACGCAGGAGCCAUUUAUGCAGGAGCCAUUUAUGCAGGAGCCAUUUCUGCAGGAGCCAUCUAUGCAGGAGCCAUUUAUGCAGGAGCCAUCUAG